Drosophila arizonae is the source of this 1615-nucleotide messenger RNA. RefSeq names its product Ras-related GTP binding C/D (gene RagC-D). NCBI's taxonomy places the organism in Eukaryota, Metazoa, Arthropoda, Insecta, Diptera, Drosophilidae. The record is from RefSeq and is a predicted model, not a curated record. Gene Ontology annotation, biological process: positive regulation of TORC1 signaling; negative regulation of autophagy; cellular response to starvation. Gene Ontology annotation, molecular function: GTPase activity; GTP binding. Gene Ontology annotation, cellular component: Gtr1-Gtr2 GTPase complex; lysosome; nucleus.
UUUGUGGCAGCUGUUGUGUACACACCUUGUCUCCGAUAAGAAACAGUUUUUGUGUUGUGUGCUCCGCAAUUUAAAACUUAUUAAAUUUAAUCCAUUAUUUACACAAUUUUGUUAUAGUAAUAUAGCGCGCGUUAACCCAACUGCAUGUUAAAUACAAUAGCUGUGCACAAGCAACGCACGCUUACGUCACCAUGAGCUACGAACAUGAAGACUAUCCCGAGGAUCCGUUCCCAAAAGAUUUCGGUUAUGGUGCUUAUGAUCAGGAUGGCCUCGAUCUCGAAGCGAAUGCAUCUAACAACAGCGAGACAAAACCUCGCAUUCUAUUAAUGGGUCUGCGGAGAUCGGGAAAAAGUUCCAUACAGAAAGUCGUCUUCCACAAGAUGUCACCGAAUGAGACCGUCUUCCUUGAAUCGACGAGUAAAAUUGUCAAAGACGAUAUCAACAAUUCCAGUUUUGUACAAUUUCAAAUCUGGGACUUUCCGGGUCAAAUUGAUUUCAUAAAGCCGCCAUUCGAUUCAGAUAUGAUCUUUCGGGGCUGUGGUGCCCUCGUAUUUGUGAUUGAUGCCAAGGAUGAUUACAUCGAAGCUUUGAGAAAAUUCAAGGAUACGGUCAUAGAAGCGUACAAAGUAAAUCCUCAUAUCAAAUUCGAAGUUUUCAUACACAAGGUUGAUGGCAUUAGCGAUGAUUCGAAAAUGGAAUCACAACGCGAUAUACACCAACGUUCGUCGGAUGACCUUAGCGAAGCGGGUCUAGAUCAGAUACAUCUAAGUUUUCACUUAACCUCGAUCUACGAUCAUUCAAUAUUCGAAGCGUUCUCGAAGGUGGUGCAAAAGCUAAUACCACAGCUGCCCACGCUAGAAAAUCUGUUAAAUAUAUUCAUACCAAACUCUGGCAUAGAGAAAGCGUUUCUCUUUGAUGUCGUAUCGAAAAUUUAUAUUGCUACUGAUUCAUCACCUGUGGAUAUGCAAGCCUAUGAGCUAUGCUGUGACAUGAUUGAUAUGGUCAUUGAUCUGUCAAGUAUCUACAGCUCUGAGGAAACGGCAUUUGACAGCGGCAGUUCUAGUCUCAUCAAAUUAAAUAACAAUACGAUACUCUAUAUGCGUGAAGUGAACAAGUUCUUGGCUUUGGUCUGCAUUUUGCGCGAAGAGAAUUUCAAUCGACAGGGUGUCAUUGACUAUAAUUUUAUAUGCUUUCGCGAUGCCAUUAGUGAGGUAUUUGAGCUGCGAUUGAAACGUCAGAAGCAACUGCAAAAUCCCGACCAGGACGAUGAUGAACUGGCCGACGACCGUGGCCUUACAAUGGGUGGUCGUUUGAACCAUGACAAUGAUGCAGCUGCGGUAUCCAGAGCGCCAUAAAUUACACGAAUCAUAAUUCCAGUGACCUUAAGUUUUGUGUGCUUAGCUUUUUGCAUAAUUUUUCCCCGUUUAUCUUCAUACUUGAGCACACACAUACCCACAGAGACAUCAAAAUACUGAUAACACUGAUUUGUCUUAUUAUUUUUUAUCCAAUUUUUAUGUUAUUAUUUUCUUUUAUAUAUCUUUGCUCUGUUCUAUAUUGUUAAUUCAUAUGUGUAGCCGCUUUGCUGCUCCUUACAACGCCAGAAAUGCCCAGCGUU